AUGGCUGCUUUUGAAUCAUUCUGGUUGAAUUCCACACCCUGCACGCGCCUCCUCCUCCUCCUUUUCCUGUCUCUCCUCUUCCCUCCCUCAACGCUCUCUGCACGCCACCUCUUUCCUCAAGCCACCAGCGAGGUUCUUCCGCAAGUCGCCACCACCCUUCCGCAAGCCGACGCCACCCUUCCGCAAGCCGGCGCCACCAUUCCGCAAGCUGGCGCCACCCUUCCGCAAGCCGCCAAGGUUCUCCCCCAAGCAACCGAGGUGGACGCCGUGCGCAGGUUCCUCCUAGCGGCGGGCGUCACCAACCCCGUCCCGGGCGCUCCGGCGAGCGCGUGCGGCGUCGCCGGCAUCGGCUGCGACGCCAACGACUUCGUCACGUCGCUCAACUUCUCCCCGUGCUCCGCCUUUCCGAUUCUCCUCACCGGCUCCAUUUCGACCGACAUCAGGAGUCUCGUGCACCUCACGCACGUCGACUUUUCGUGCAAUGACCUGGGGGGGUCUCUGCCGACGGUUCUUGGACUGCUGACAAAUUUGCGGCGGGUGAACAUGAGCGAAAACCGGCAACUUUGGGGGAGCAUUCCCGCCUCGAUUUUUGCGCUAAAGUCGCUUUCGGUGAUGGAUUUUCGCGGAGCGGAUUUGCAAGGCACUCUUCCGUCCGCGUCGAACGCGUUUUCAACGGCGCUUAGGCACGUGGACCUAUCAUACAACCGGCUGUACAACCCGAUUCCAUCGUCGAUUUCUCGUUCGUUCCGUCUGGAGCGGCUGGAUCUAAGCUUCAACAACCUCAACGGCUACAUACCGAAGCAGCUGAGUAACCUCAACCGGCUCACUUAUCUUAGUCUGCGCUGGAACAAGCUCACCGGAAAUGUUCCGACGGAGAUAUCCAGGGCGGCGCGGCUGGAAAGGCUGCACUUGGAGGGAAAUAGGCUGACGGGAACGCUUCCCUCCCAAUUGAACCGGCUUUUGUAUUUGGACCACCUGAGCCUUAGUUAUAAUUACUUGUCUGGUGGUGUCCACCCUGCGAUUUUUCGCAUGUCUGCUCUGCGGAGGUUGGAUCUUCGUCGUAACUCCUUCAAUGGGACGAUCCCGAUUUGGAGAUCGGGUUACCAGAUGAACUCGCUCGAGCAUCUUGACCUCGCGAAGAAUCGUUUCAAUGGAACCGUUCCUCCUGGGCUUGAUGGUGUUCUGAGCCUCACCCAUCUGGAUCUGAGCGAAAACAAGUUUUAUGGCUCGAUUCCGUCGCGUUUGGGCAGAUUGACGGCCCUCCAGUUCCUGAAUCUCGAACGGAACCAACUGACCGGAAAGCUUCCGGGGUAUUUCAGUUCCCUUCGCAACCUUCGCUCACUUUCAGUCGCGCACAACAAACUGACUGGCGUCCGUCCCAACUUCCAGCUCAACGGACAUGAGUCGCCUCGAAAUGUUUUGGAUCUGAGUUACAACAACUUGGGUGGAUACCUGUUUCGUUACUCGUAUCUGGCGAGGGUUGCGAAUCUCGACCUUUCGCACAACCGAUUGACGGGGGGCGUACCUGUCGGGUUUCUGACUGGAUCGACGGUUCUCAAGCGAGUCAACAUCAGCUGGAACUACAUCCAAGGCACCCUAUAUCCGUUCACUCGCCUGACCAAUCUCGCUUCCCUGGAUGCGUCGCACAACAGACUACAUGGGUCAAUUCCGUCGGGGCUUGUAUCGCUUGCUCAUCUUUCACACCUCAAUGUGCACGACAACGACAUUGUUGACAAGCUGCCCGAUGCCGCCUUUGGAAACACCGCUCUACGCUUCAUCGACAUCAGCUACAACGAGAUCAACAGUACCCUUCCAGAAUUUGUGGAAUGCCCACGAUCGAUCUACCUUGGUGGAAACCACCUCUCUGGCUCCAUCCCAGCCUCUAUAUCCUCCUGUGGUGCCUCCCUUGUCAAACUUGACCUUGCUAAUAAUCGCAUUGACGGAACACUUCCAGGCACAGCCCUUGGUGAACUCUCAUAUCUCAGUUACUUUAACCUUCCUAGAAACCGUUUCACGGGCAGCAUACCUGAAGAAUUGACUGGGUUGCGUGCUCUGACCUUUCUCAAUCUGGCCUGGAACCGGCUCACGGGCAGCAUUCCGGAAUCCUUGGGAGAUUCUGCCAAUGGUGGUGCAAAACUUGAGAUCGUUCGACUGGCGGGUAACGAUUUGGAAGGCUCUGUUCCAGGCCAGCUUUCAGAGUUUCCUGUGUGGUCGUUUCUGCCUGGCAAUCAAAAUUUGUGUGGCCACCCUGUGGGCAGCUGCUGA
Closterium sp. Yama58-4 is the source of this 2265-nucleotide messenger RNA. Lineage: Eukaryota; Viridiplantae; Streptophyta; Zygnematophyceae; Desmidiales; Closteriaceae. The record is from the annotation of a GenBank genome assembly.